GUCUUCAACUUCAAAUUUUAAACGCAGAACAAGAAAAAAAAAACCAAACAAAAGAGCUUUAAAUUUUUUGUUUACAAACAAAAAUGGGGGAUUGCAGGCCAUUGGGGUUCUUAUUAGGACUCCCAUUCGCUCUCAUCGCACUGGUUUUAUCCGUCGUCGGCGCCGUCAUUUGGGUUCUCGGGACUAUAUUGAGUUGUCUUUGCCCAUGCUGUAUUUGUUGUGCUGGACUUGCCAAUUUCGCAGUGAGUCUCAUCAAGCUUCCUAUUAAAGUUCUUAGAUGGUUCAUUGAUCAAAUCCCAUGUUGAUUUUAGUUCAAAGAUCAUGUUCUUCAAUUUUUUUUUAAAAUUUUUUUCUUUGAUCUUAGAGAAAGUUGUGCUGAUUUUAAUUUGAUUUUUUAGUUUAUUAUUUUGAUUGUUUAGAUGAUUGAUUUAUGAAUGUGGCAUUGAUGUUGGAUGGUUUACAGAGUUUAAGCAUUUGAUUCUUGAUUUUGGGUGCUUUCUCUUUUGUACAUUCUAAGAUGCUUUUGAACUUCUUUUUAUGGAUAAUUUAUUAUUAUUUUUGUUCUUUUAUGUGCUAAAA
This is a messenger RNA of Gossypium arboreum, 579 nucleotides long. RefSeq names its product signaling peptide TAXIMIN 2. The record is from RefSeq and is a predicted model, not a curated record. The transcript is spliced from 2 exons. The coding region runs from base 84 to 305 and encodes 73 amino acids. Lineage: Eukaryota; Viridiplantae; Streptophyta; Magnoliopsida; Malvales; Malvaceae.